AUGGCACCGAAGAUGAAUAUUCUCGAGUACCGAACGGCGAAGUUGGAAGCCAGGAUGAACACGGUUGGCUUCGAAUCUGGCGGCAUGCCAAAGCGCAUGAUCGGCACGAAGGCGAACAACAUGGACGAUUACAGAAGCCGAUUUGAGACCAUGGGCCUGGCGUCCGGAGGCUCAGCGGCAAUGGCAAAGUCCAUGCAAAGCAACGCCCAGGCUGCCGCCCAGAAAGCGCAAGCAUUGGGCGAGGCCAUGGGUGCUGGCGGCGCCCGGGUUCCUUUGGUGCCCGACGCAGGCCGCACCAUGGAGAAGAUGCUGGAAAAGUUCGUGAACAGUCAGCUGGACAAAUACGCUGUCGCUGCGGCGGAGCGGCAGAACAAGGAGUUCAAGAAGGAAGAGAAGCAUGGAAAGAAGAAGGAGAAGAAGAAGAAGAAGGAAAAGAAAAAGAAGGAGAAGAAAGGGAAGAAGGACAAGAAGAAGGACAAAAAGAAGAAAAAGAAGAAGAAGUCUUCUUCUUCAUCCUCGUCCUCCUCGGGGUCCUCCUCAUCGAGCUCAUCCGGCUCCGGCGAGAAGGAGAACGAGGAGAAAGGCGGCGAAAUGGGCGCUCAAGAGGCGGCGUCUGCUGACUCCCGUGGCAAGGAGACGUCCGAGGAGUCCCCCUUGAAGUCCAAGAAGGAUAAGAAGGGCGACAAGCACGACAAGGAGAAGUCCAAAGGAGAAAAAAGGAAACACAAAGGCGACUGA
Messenger RNA from Symbiodinium natans, 738 nucleotides. NCBI's taxonomy places the organism in Eukaryota, Dinophyceae, Suessiales, Symbiodiniaceae. The record is from the annotation of a GenBank genome assembly.